GAGUCACUGGCUUUUGCAUACUUGUCUUCAAGAAUUUCUCUUUUACUAAAAUUAAAACCUUCCAACCAGAAGCUUCCCAAAUAUGUAUCAAUCGAAUACAUGUCUGCUUUUUACCUCAUCAUUUGUACGUCUUCAAUUUUGACAAAACUAGAUAGAGGGUGCGUCUGUGUCACCUCACCCUGUAGCUGUACUAUAAUAUAUAUGUAUAUAUAUAUGUAUGUAUAGAGAUAAUUGGAUUAGGGCAUGCACUAGUGUGGCAGAAUGAUUAUGGUUUUGAGGAAGAUGAUGAUGAAGACAGCCUCGUCGAGAUCUGGUUUGAUCAUGAGGAUCAACCUCGUCUUCUUGGCAUUUUUCUUGGUGCUUUACUCCAUCGUUCUUCUUUGCCCUUCUGCUUCUGAUUAUCACCAUUCUUCGAUUGUUCGAUGCUCAUUGAGCGAAUGCCAUCAUCGCCAUCAUCAUAAGGUUUUGGAGAAUGGGGUGAAGAUGGAAGUGGUUUUGUCAGCGGGAGAAUUGGGGAAGCCGAGGUUUUUGAAGGGGGUCGGGACGGGGAUGAAGAUCGGAGUGGUGAAUAUGGAGGAGGAGGACAUGUCGGAAUGGGAGGCGAUCGGAGAAGUGAUUCCGGUGCCGUUUCAGAAAGUGUCGCCGGCGAUGGAAUGGAAGGACCUGUUUCCGGAAUGGAUUGACGAGGAGGAAGAAACCGAUGGCCCGUCUUGCCCGGAAAUUCCGAUGCCGGAUUUCGACAGGUUUGGAAGCCUGGACAUGGUCGUCGCCGGACUGCCCUGCCGGUCGCCGGAGGAGGGCUGGAACCGGGACGUGUUGAGGCUCCAGGUGCAUCUCGUGGCGGCCAAUCUGGCGGCGCGGAGAGGGAAGAAAGGGACGACGACGGUGGUUCUGCGGAGCAAGUGUACGCCGAUGGUGGAGAUUUUCCGGUGCGAUGAGGUCGCCGGAAGAGAAGGGGACUGGUGGCUUUUCCGGCCGGAUUUGGACAGGUUGAUGCACAAGGUUUCACUCCCUGUCGGCUCCUGCAAUUUGGCUAUGCCUCUGUGGGGUAAAGGGAUCAACGAAGCUGUAAACGACGUCGUUUCAAAGAGGAAAACCAGCGAAACGACGUCGCAGCGACAAGCCUACGCCACGGUCCUCCACUCAACAGAAGCCUACGUGUGCGGCGCAAUAGUCCUGGCCCAGAGCCUGCGCCAGACCGGGACCCGCCGGGACCUCGUCCUCCUGCUGGACGCCGCCAUAUCCGAACCCAAACGGGUCGCCCUUUCCCGGGCCGGGUGGAAGAUCCGCUUAAUAAAACGGAUCCGGAACCCUAAGGCGGAGAAGAAAUCCUACAAUGAGUACAAUUACAGUAAGUUCCGGCUAUGGCAGCUCACCGAUUACGACAAGGUCGUCUUCAUCGACUCCGACAUCGUCGUCCUCCGCAGCCUCGACGGUCUGUUCGAUUUCCCGCAGAUGUCGGCGACCGGCAACGACGGCUGGAUCUUCAAUUCCGGCGUGAUGGUGAUCGAGCCGUCAAACUGCACGUUCCGGACGCUGAUGAACCGGAGAGAGGAGAUCGUUUCGUACAACGGCGGCGACCAGGGUUUCCUCAACGAGGUCUUCGUCUGGUGGCACCGCCUGCCGCGGCGCGUGAACUUCCUCAAGAAUUUCUGGUCGAACACCACGGCGGAGGCCGCCGUGAAGAACCAGCUAUUCGGGUCGGAUCCUCCGAAUCUGUAUUCGAUCCAUUAUCUCGGGUGGAAGCCGUGGCUGUGUUACAGGGACUACGACUGCAAUUGGGAUGUUCCCGACCGGCGCGUGUACGCCAGCGACGUCGCCCACGCGCGGUGGUGGCGCGUGCACGACGCCAUGGAGGAGAGUCUGAAGGCCUUCUGUGGGCUGCCGGACUGGCGGAAGAAGGGGCUUCUGCGUGACCGGAAAGUGGCCGGAAAGUUGGGGCUGAAGGAUCGCCAUUGGAGGAUUAAUGUAACGGAUCCAAGAAGAUUUAUUUAAUCAUUUUUUUUUUUUUUCUUU
Andrographis paniculata is the source of this 2016-nucleotide messenger RNA. RefSeq names its product UDP-glucuronate:xylan alpha-glucuronosyltransferase 2-like. The record is from RefSeq and is a predicted model, not a curated record. NCBI's taxonomy places the organism in Eukaryota, Viridiplantae, Streptophyta, Magnoliopsida, Lamiales, Acanthaceae. Gene Ontology annotation, biological process: xylan biosynthetic process. The transcript has 3 exons. Bases 262 to 1995 code for a protein of 577 amino acids. Gene Ontology annotation, molecular function: glycosyltransferase activity.